AUGGAAUUAGUCCCGUACACAGACCCAAAUUCGAAACAAGAUUCCCUUCCAUGGCAAGACAUGUUUAGAUCCGCCUCAUACCGUAGUCCUUCCACCACCCCAUCCCCACCACCACCCUCACAAUCCCACGCGCCACCCCCCAACGCAUCCAAUGACGACCCUCAUCAUAAUAAUAAAACUACCUUCUCAGGUGAUCCCCAGGUACGCCUUGCUCUUUACAUAGCCAUGGCCCAUGCUGGUCUUGCUCUAGCUAUCUUCAUUCUUUAUUUUGUUUGCAAGCUUUUGCAAGAGUAUUUGAGGCCUAUUCAAUGGGCUAUUUUGUGUUCUAUUCCUUUGAGAGGGAUACAACGGACCCUUGUUGCUUUUUGGAGUGAGCCUCUUCAGUUAGGCCUCACUGAGACUGUUCUCGCGGUUCCUGUUUCUAUUUUUACGGUUUUUGUAGGCACCCUUGUUGAUAUUAAGGAGGUCUGUUUAAGGGUUUUUCUUAAAAAGUCAAAAAGAGAUACUUUGAGGAGACAUAGAAGUGGUUUUUCUAAGUUAUUAAGGUGGUUGCUGUCAUUUGGUGUCUUUGUGAUUGCCUAUGAGAGAAUUGGUGGCAUGGGCUCACUCUUGAUUCUUGCUUCAGGCUUCUUCUGCAGUACCAAAACUGUAAAUUCUACAUUUUCCGCUGUCUCUACUCUUAGGAAUAAUAGUUUUAGGCGUAGUUCGAUUACCCCAUUUUUCACAAGACGCGUAUUGAAGAGGUUGAAAACCAUUGUGGCAAUUGGAUUGAUUGUUGGCAUGAUUGUGGGGUCUUUGGCUGGAUUGAUAUUCUUCUCUUAUAAGAUCGGUGUUGAAGGGAAAGACGCUGUCAUUUCAUUGAAGUCACAUGUGGAAGAGAGUAAUUAUGCAGAGAAGCUGGGCAUCAAGCAGUGGAUGGCCGAGAAUGAUGUUUCUGGAAUGGUAGAUAAGUACACCACAACGUUCUAUGAAACAGUGUUUGACCAGAUAGAUAGUUUAGCAAUGCAGUAUAAUAUGACUGAGUUUGUUACUGGGAUCAAGGAUUUUGUCAUUACUCCUCCGGUUAAUUCUUCUCAGCAAUCAGUGGCGUUGAUGAGCCCAUCUCCCUAUACGGAGAAGAUAUUGAGUUUAAGAAAGAAAGUUCGCAAUCGGGAAUGGGGAGAAAUUUAUACAGAACUGGACGCAAUCUUUAGGGAAUUGAUAAUCACUCGAGAAGAUCUGGUUGAAAAGGCAAAGGGGUUUGCUGUUCAGGGGAUGGAGGUGUCACAGCGUGUGUUUGCUAGUAGUGCAUCUGUUUUGGGUGGUGGCGCUAAGCUCAUGCUGUCCAUUGGAAACUCUGUCAUUUCUGGAGCAGCAGAAGUUUUCAAUUUUGUAUCUCAAUCGGUGAUAUUCUUCUGGGUUUUGUAUUAUCUAAUUACAUCAGAGUCUGGUGGGGUGACUGAACAAUUGAUGGGUAUGCUUCCCAUUCCAAAAUCAGCUAGGAUUAGAUGUGUUGAGGUUCUUGAUACGGCUAUUUCCGGAGUUCUCCUAGCUACAGCAGAGAUUGCAUUCUUCCACGGAUGUCUUACAUGGCUUUUGUUUAGACUGUACAAUAUACACUUCUUGUAUGUGACGACCAUACUUGCGUUUAUCAGCCCCCUUUUUCCCAUAUUUCCACCUAUGUUUGCAACAAUUCCAGCUGCUCUGCAAUUGGUGGUGGAAGGUAGAUACAUACUGGCUGUUAGCUUGUCCAUUAUUCACAUUGUGCUCAUGGAUUAUGGUGCAACUGAAAUUCAGGAGGAUAUACCUGGUUAUAAUGCAUAUCUUACUGGGCUGAGCAUCAUUGGUGGAAUGACACUGUUCCCAUCUGCAAUAGAGGGAGCAAUCAUGGGCCCGUUGAUAACAACUGUUGUAAUCGGUCUCAAGGAUUUAUACGUUGAAUUUGUUCUCGGAGAACCAAAGAAAACCAAUUAG
Dovyalis caffra is the source of this 1953-nucleotide messenger RNA. The record is from the annotation of a GenBank genome assembly. Lineage: Eukaryota; Viridiplantae; Streptophyta; Magnoliopsida; Malpighiales; Salicaceae.